Messenger RNA from Pungitius pungitius (ninespine stickleback), 10437 nucleotides. It is a transcript of the gene scn8ab, whose product is annotated as sodium channel, voltage gated, type VIII, alpha subunit b. Bases 221 to 6133 code for a protein of 1970 amino acids. Lineage: Eukaryota; Metazoa; Chordata; Actinopteri; Perciformes; Gasterosteidae. Gene Ontology annotation, cellular component: axon; plasma membrane; voltage-gated sodium channel complex. The record is from RefSeq and is a predicted model, not a curated record. Gene Ontology annotation, biological process: membrane depolarization during action potential; neuronal action potential; sodium ion transmembrane transport. The transcript is spliced from 28 exons. Gene Ontology annotation, molecular function: voltage-gated sodium channel activity; protein binding.
ACUCCCUAACAAUUUGCUGAGAGUCAUCAAUUAUGCAGGGUAGCCGCACGCACUGGGAAGGAAGAUAGCAGCAACAAUAUGGCGACAGCCGCAGUUACACUCGACUCUUUUCUACACCCGCAGUUCAUUGACACCUUUCUGGAUUUCUGUUAAGGUGAGAAAAAAGCUGGAUGUCUGGGAUGGAAAACCAAUAAAGAGGAAAUAGCUGCAGGAUGAAAACAUGGCCGCACCCCUUAUUGCACCCCCAGGCCCUGACAGCUUCAAGAAAUUCACCCCGGAGUCGCUCGCUAACAUCGAGAAGCGCAUCAAUGAGGAGAAGAACAAGAAGCCACCGAAGCCUCGAUCGGACAGUAGUCACCGGGACACGUCUGACGAGAAUGAAGCCAAGCCCAACAGUGACCUGGAGGCGGGGAGGAGCCUGCCGUUCAUCUACGGCGAUGUUCCUAAGGGAAUGUCGGGCGUACCGCUGGAGGAUUUGGAUCCAUACUAUCUGAACACAAAAACAUUUAUAGUCCUCAACAGUGGGAAAACCAUCUUCCGCUUCAGUGCCACGCCCUCCGUCUACAUCUUAAGCCCCUUUAAUCUACUUAGGCGAAUAGCUAUUAAGAUUUUGAUACAUUCGUUAUUCAGCAUGAUCAUCAUGUGUACGAUUUUGACCAACUGUAUAUUCAUGACAUUUAGUGACCCCCCAGAGUGGUCCAAACAAGUAGAGUAUACCUUCACCGGUAUCUAUACGUUUGAGUCACUCACAAAAAUUGUUGCCCGAGGCUUCGCAAUAGAUGGGUUUACUUUCCUCAGAGACCCAUGGAACUGGCUGGAUUUCAUGGUCAUCUCAAUGGCGUAUAUAACAGAGUUUGUAAACCUAGGCAAUGUGUCAGCCCUGCGUACGUUCAGGGUUCUGAGGGCUUUGAAAACUAUUUCAGUUAUCCCAGGCCUGAAGACCAUUGUGGGUGCUCUGAUCCAGUCUGUGAAGAAGCUGUCGGAUGUGAUGAUCCUGACCGUCUUCUGUCUCAGCGUCUUUGCUCUGAUUGGACUGCAACUUUUUAUGGGGAACCUGCGGCAGAAGUGUGUAAUCUGGCCAAUCAACAUGACUGAGCAAUACCCGCCAAAUGGCAGCAGACCCUUUGACUGGGCUGAAUACAGCAUGAAUGAAAGUAAUUUCUACAUCCUACCAAAUAUGCGGGAUGCUCUUCUCUGUGGAAAUAGUAGUGAUUCAGGACGAUGUCCAGAGGGCUAUACAUGCAUGAAAGCUGGAAGGAACCCCGACUAUGGUUACACCAGCUUUGACAGCUUUGGAUGGGCUUUCCUCACCCUAUUUCGCCUCAUGACCCAAGACUUUUGGGAAAAUCUCUACAUGCUGACUCUGCGAGCUGCAGGGAAGACUUACAUGAUCUUCUUCGUGCUGGUCAUCUUUGUGGGCUCCUUCUACCUGGUGAAUCUCAUCUUGGCUGUGGUGGCUAUGGCUUAUGAGGAGCAGAAUCAGGCCACUAUGGAGGAGGCCGAGCAGAAAGAGGCUGAAUUCAAAGCCAUGCUGGAGCAGCUCAAAAGGCAGCAAGAAGAAACACAGGCUGCUGCCAUGGCAACAUCUGCAGGCACGGUGUCGGAGGCUGCGUUAGAAGACGAAGGAGGAGGGCACUUGUCCCGCAGCUCCUCCGAGGUCUCCAAACUGAGCUCUAAGAGUGCCAAGGAGCGGCGUAAUCGCAAGAAGAAAUGGCGUCAGAAAGAGCAGGAGAAAGAGAAGGGAGACACCGAGAAGGUUGUCAAGUCCGAGUCAGACGAUGGCAGCAAGAAAAGCACCAUUCGUUUUCCAGGAAGCCGGCUGGGGAGGAAGACAUCCAUUAUGAACCAGUCACUACUCAGCAUCCCGGGCUCUCCCUUUAUGUCGCGCCACAACAGCCGCAGCAGCAUCUUCAGCUUCAAAGGCCGUUCCAAGGACAUGGGCUCAGAGAACGAGUUUGCAGAUGAUGAGCACAGCACAGUGGAGGAGAGCGAAGACCGCCGAGGCUCACUGUUCAUUCCUUACCGCCGGAACAGCUACAGCGGCUACAGCCAGGGCUCAUCCCGAAUCCACCCACUGGCACCCCACUCUGGAGGGAAGAGGAACAGCACGGUGGACUGCAAUGGCGUGGUGUCUCUCAUCGGCCCUGGGACCGGCAGACGGCUCCUGCCUGAGACUUCCGACGUGGAGAUAAAGAAGAAGCAUUCUGGCUCACUCAUGGUAUCCGUGGAUCAGCUCAACUCCUCCUUCAAAGGAAAGGACCGAGCCAAUAGUCAGAUGAGCGUAGUCACCAACACACUCUUAGAGGAGUUGGAGGAGUCUCAGAGGAAGUGUCCUCCCUUUUGGUACAAAUUUGCCAACAUCUUCCUCAUCUGGGAGUGCUUUCCCAUGUGGCUGAAGAUCAAGCACGUAGUCUACUUGAUUGUCAUGGACCCAUUUGUUGACCUGGCCAUCACCAUCUGCAUUGUCCUCAACACCCUCUUCAUGGCCAUGGAGCACUACCCCAUGACUGAAGAGUUUGAGGGGGUUCUUUCUGUUGGCAACCUGGUUUUCACAGGCAUUUUUGCUGGAGAGAUGUUUGCCAAGCUGGUGGCCAUGGAUCCGUAUUACUACUUCCAGGAAGGCUGGAACUGCUUUGAUGGCUUCAUUGUGACUCUGAGUUUAGUUGAGCUGGGGCUGGCUGAUGUGGAAGGUCUGUCAGUGCUCAGGUCAUUCCGAUUGUUACGAGUGUUCAAACUUGCCAAGUCGUGGCCUACCCUAAACAUGCUGAUCAAGAUCAUUGGUAACUCAGUGGGAGCUCUGGGUAAUCUGACCCUGGUGUUGGCCAUCAUCGUCUUCAUCUUUGCCGUGGUUGGCAUGCAGCUGUUUGGCAAAAGCUACAAGGACUGCGUGUGUAAGAUCGCCGCGACCUGUGAACUGCCCCGCUGGCACAUGCACGACUUCUUCCACUCCUUCCUGAUCGUCUUCAGAGUGUUGUGUGGGGAAUGGAUUGAGACCAUGUGGGACUGUAUGGAGGUGGCUGGACAAACCAUGUGUCUCACCGUCUUCAUGAUGGUUAUGGUCAUCGGAAACCUGGUGGUGCUGAACCUGUUCCUGGCUUUGCUACUGAGCUCAUUCAGUGCUGACAACCUCGCUGCCACGGAUGAUGACGGCGAGCCCAACAACCUGCAGCUUGCGGUUGCCCGCAUAAAGAUAGGGAUUGCCUGGUUCAAGGCUCACAUGCGGAUCUUUGUGGCCACGUUGCGCAAGAAGCCCGAAGAGGAUGAACAGAAGCCUCUGGAUGAAAUGUACGAAAAGAAGCUCAACUGCAUCGCAAACCACACAGUCGACAUCAACCGUGAGCUGGACUAUGCCAAAAAUGGCAACGGCACCACUAGCGGCAUUGGGAGCAGUGUGGGAAAGUAUAUGAUUGAUGAGGACUACAUGUCCUUCAUCCACAACCCCAACCUCACUGUCUGUGUUCCCAUCGCUGUUGGCGAGUCGGACUUUGAGAACCUUAACACGGAAGACUUCAGCAGUGAAUCGGAUGUGGAGAACAGUAAAGAUCUUGAUGACACAAGUUCGUCUGAGGGCAGCACAAUCGACAUCAAGCCAGAUGUGGAGGACGUUGCAGUGGUGGAGGUAGUUGAGGAAUAUGUUGACCCGGAGGCCUGCUGGACUGACGAAUGUAUAGCCAAAUACAAGUGCUGCGAUGUUCCCAUCACUCACGGCUGGGGAAAACACUGGUGGUUCUUGAGGAAAACCUGCUACUUGAUUGUAGAACACAACUGGUUUGAAACCCUCAUCAUCUUUAUGAUCCUGCUCAGCAGUGGAGCCCUGGCCUUUGAAGAUGUGUACAUUGAGCAGAGGAAGACAAUCAAGAUCAUUCUGGAGUAUGCUGAUCGGGUGUUCACCUAUAUAUUCAUUCUGGAGAUGUUGCUGAAAUGGGUGGCCUACGGCUUUGUCAAGUACUUCACUAAUGCCUGGUGUUGGUUAGACUUCUUCAUUGUGGAUGUGUCAAUAGUCAGCCUUAUUGCUAAUGCGUUGGGCUACUCCGAUCUAGGCCCGAUUAAAUCACUCAGGACACUGAGGGCCUUGAGACCCCUCAGGGCCCUGUCACGUUUUGAAGGGAUGAGGGUUGUGGUCAAUGCUUUGGUUGGUGCAAUUCCUUCCAUCAUGAAUGUGCUGCUGGUGUGUCUCAUCUUCUGGCUCAUCUUCAGCAUCAUGGGUGUCAAUCUGUUUGCUGGAAAGUAUUACUACUGUUACAACGAGACAGCUGAGGAGAACUUUCUCCCCGAUGUCGUCGACAACAAAACAGAGUGUUUUGCACUCAUUAAUGCAAACCAUUCUGAGGUCAGAUGGAAAAACGUCAAGAUCAAUUUUGACAAUGUGGGCGCGGGAUACCUGGCACUCCUGCAAGUGGCCACGUUUAAAGGCUGGAUGGACAUCAUGUACGCAGCAAUAGAUUCUAGAAAGGUGGAGGACCAGCCGAUCUACGAGGACAACUUGUAUAUGUACAUCUACUUUGUCAUCUUCAUCAUCUUCGGCUCGUUCUUCACCUUGAACCUCUUCAUUGGUGUCAUCAUUGACAACUUCAACCAACAAAAGAAAAAGUUUGGAGGUCAGGACAUCUUCAUGACGGAAGAGCAAAAGAAAUACUACAAUGCCAUGAAAAAACUGGGGUCAAAGAAACCCCAAAAACCAAUUCCCAGGCCUCAGAACAGCUUCCAGGGCAUGGUGUUCGACUUUGUGACACAGCAGGUGUUCGACAUCUCCAUCAUGGUUCUGAUCUGUCUCAAUAUGGUCACCAUGAUGGUGGAGACAGACGAUCAGACGAAGGAGACGGAUAUCGUGCUCUACUGGGUCAACUUCAUCUUCAUCGUGGUCUUCACUUGCGAGUUUGUGUUGAAGCUCUUUGCGCUGCGGCACUACUACUUUACCAACGGCUGGAACAUCUUCGACGUGGUUGUGGUCAUCCUUUCAAUCGUGGGAAUGUUUCUGGCUGACCUGAUUGAGCAGUACUUUGUGUCACCAACACUCUUCAGGGUGAUUCGUUUGGCUCGUAUUGGCAGAAUCCUGCGUCUCAUCAAGGGAGCCAAAGGAAUAAGGACUCUACUGUUUGCCCUAAUGAUGUCACUUCCUGCCUUGUUCAACAUUGGCCUACUUCUUUUCCUGGUUAUGUUCAUUUUCUCCAUCUUUGGCAUGUCCAACUUUGGUUAUGUGAAACACGGAGCAGGAAUUGAUGACAUGUACAACUUUGAGACCUUCGGCAACAGUAUGAUCAUCCUGUUCAUGAUUACGACGUCAGCUGGCUGGGACGGCCUGCUGCUGCCCAUUCUUAACUACCCUCCAGACUGCGACCCCUUGCUGGAGAAUGCCGGCACGCCCGCAACAGGAGACUGUGGAAACCCUUCGGUGGGAAUCUUCUUCUUUGUAAUGUACAUCAUCAUUUCUUUUCUUAUCGUGGUCAACAUGUACAUCGCCAUCAUCCUGGAGAACUUCAGCGUGGCCACAGAGGAGAGUGCCGACCCGCUCAGCGAGGACGACUUUGAGACCUUUUAUGAGAUUUGGGAGAAGUUUGACCCUGAUGCAUCCCAGUUCAUCACCUAUUCCAAGCUUUCUCACUUUGCUGAUGCACUGGAACACCCGCUUCGAAUCCCCAAGCCCAACACCAUCGAACUGAUCGCCAUGGACAUGCCUAUGGUGAGUGGCGACCGCAUCCACUGCCUGGACAUCCUGUUUGCCUUCACUAAGCGCGUGCUGGGUGACAGCGGCGAGUUGGACAUGCUGAGGCAGCAAAUGGAGGAGCGUUUUGUGGCCGCCAAUCCCUCCAAGGUCUCUUAUGAGCCAAUCACCACCACUCUGAGGCGCAAGGAGGAGGAUAUGUCGGCCAGGAUCAUUCAAAGGGCCUACCGUUCUUACCUGGCUAGGCGGGGUUUCGUCUGUAAGCGCAAACCAGUCAGUAACAAAGUGGAGAACGGCGGCAACAAUCAGGAAAAAGAAAAGAAGGAGGGCACUCCCUCAACUGCCUCCCUGCCCUCUUAUGACAGUGUAACCAAACCUGACAAGGAGAAAGAGGAUGACAACGAUGAGGGCAAGAGUGGAAGGAAAGAGAAAGGAAGAAACCAAAAAGACAUCAAGGAAUCUAAAUGUUAGAGAGUUGGAAUAAUAAUCACAGUAAUAACAACAAAAUUAUAAUAUUGUAACUUCAAGCAAAGCGAGAGGAAACUCACCCACACAGAUGUACAGAUUAUUUCAUUUGCAAGUCAGAAAAGAAUAAUACUCAAUAAUUUUGUUUACAGACUUCAUUCUUAUAUUGAUGCAGAGGAAAGCAGCUUGAUAUGUUACAGCUUGAAGAUUCUCGAACUUCAAUCAAACCAAACAUACAUCACCAUACUGUGUGACACUGUUGUAUCUAGACUACUGAUCUUAACAAAAGGGAAUGAAAAAUAGACAAGGAAAUGUCUUUGUCUGCUGAAGGGCAGAUUGCUCACAGUAAGACAAGUAACUCUACAUCAAGAGGUACAUGAUAAAACACUAAAGAAAUUCAGCGCAUGGACGCGAGUAAUGGAUUCCUAUGGAAGACAAUGUUGUGAAGGAAAAACAAGGAGGCUGCUGUUGCUGAAGAAUCCUCUGCUUAAAGCAGCCACGAGUGCUCCUGUGUCAUUAAGUACUUAAGUGUAUAGAGGAGUAAAUGACACAGCCACUCCAUGAGAGCAAACAGAGGGAUGAUUGGUGAGUGAAAGACACAAAUGACAGAGAGUGUUGGAAGUACUUUUCCUUUUUAUUAAAGCUAGAAAAUGUUCAUUUGAGCAGCAAAAAUGCAAACAGACAAAAAAAGAACAAUAUUCAACAUUUUGCCCAUGUCACUUAACUCUUGUACUCAUUUUAUCUUUGUUAUACCCACAUCAAAACGCUUUUUUUUACAUGGGCUUUCACACCAAUUGGUUAAGGGUCUGUUUAUUAUGGGGUCAACUUGGGCCAAGGGCUUACAUUUACUCAGAAAGAUUUCCAAACAAAUACAUAAAUAAUUGUGCUUGUUCAAUGCAUAGAAAUGACUUGCAUGAUGGCAUGUUUUGAUCAGAAAUCUUGCAUGAAUUAUCAUAGUCCACAAGACACUAAUACUCGAGUUCAGAGUAAUUUGUUUAACAAAGAUAAGUGAUUUUGGGGUUGAUAAUCUAAAAUGGAUCAGUGUUUCUGUCUCAUUACUCAACACAUGUCAAAUGUUUAAAUUGUAGCCUCUAUAGACAGAAGAAUGGUAUAUGCUGGUGAAUAAUGCCACAACGGUGGGUCAGUGGGUGUAAUCCAAACAAUUUAUUUGCUGCUCUGGAGAUUUUGAGUGUGUAAGAAGUGGAAAUGGAUGUCUGUGUUUCAUGGGAACUGAAAUGUUUGUUAAUUUGGACUCAAAUGUUUUGCGAAGGCGCAACACUUUGAAACUAAAAUACCUAUAUUUAUAAUUUGUAUGCACCUAUGUAAUGUUUCAUACCAUCUGCCUUUAGUUUUGUGUGAGCGGGCAUUUUGCAAGUUCUACUGUGGGUUAUGAGUGGUUGGUGGGGAUUUCACAGGUACGGCAAACUCCAUUAUAAUUCUGAUGUUUCUCUAUCGGUGGUUAGACAUUUCUGGAAGGGCUGAGAAGACUUUUCAUGAUUGUAUAAUUUGAUGUCAUGUAGCUUACUUAUGUGUGUACUUAUGUGUGUAUUUGUUCUUAUUUAUUGAAUUGUUUUCCCCCCUGAUGUAAGUUGUGGUAUUGGUGGCUAAUGAGUCUUACUUUACACACUUUUAUAAGCCACAUCCAAGGUAAUGUUGACGGAAACGGUCUCGUGCUGGAACAUAUUUUUCGGGCGUUAGUAGUAUCCUAUUUUAAUGAGAAACGGAAAAAUGAUGACUGGGUGAUGAGAACAUUGUGUUCGGAGAAGCCAAAGAGAUCUGCCUUGUUAUCCCUUGUUGCCCUUUGUCCAUGGAGUGGGAUUGGGUGAAGUAUGCCCUGCCCAUUCACUUUUUUCCCUGUCAUUGUUAGACAGAGACACCCUAGAAAUGUAUGCAAUGCUUGAAAAAUUCAUCCCUUUUUCUCAGGAGAUAUUAUAGAUGUACUAUUAUGAGCUUUGCAACAAAAUGCAAGUGAAUGUGAUGGGAGUAUUUAUGAAAUCAUGCUUUACUCUUUUAUGAUUUAUGCCGUGUUGAUGGACUAUGAUCUCGGCUGGCGGUCCCAACGAGGCAGCCGCCCGGUCAGGGGCCCGUUUGGCGCUUCCUGCUUAUGACGCUUAGAAUUAUAUGGCUACAAGCAUCUCAGUGAAAAAGCAACAUUUCGCUCGGUUGUAGGGGCAGCGUUUAUAUUGAUAGCAGAUUACAUUUGUGGAUUAGUUAUUAUGGACAGUAGUCUGUUCUCAAUUUAUUUCGAUAAAAUCAAUUAUAAGGUCCCCCCCCCCAAACCAAUAGCAAUCCCAGAUAUAUAGGAUGAAAGGAGGAGAUUGUUGGUUUGAGUAGCGCACAAGUCUUUCAGAAGCAGAAGUGGCAUGCUCACAGCAUACGCCCCAGAUUUCAGGAUUGGACAACAUGUGCUCUGAGCCUCUCAUUUGCCAUUAUUUUGUCAUAUUGCUCUAAUGCAUAACAAAUACCAAAUAACCAACAGAGCACUGGAUGCAUUCUAAUGGUACUGUGAGCCUAAGCACCACACCACAGCUUUUGCACUCCCUGUUGUGCAGUGAUGUCACUUCCUGUUUAUGAAUAACUCCCUCAUCCGUUCUCCAGUUCUAUGGUCCAGUUGCUGCAUGAGAUCUCCAAAAUCAGUGUGGGUGUUACCUUGAACCAAAUAAAACUCUGAAUGAUAAGCAUUAAAGCAACUGCCGUCCAUUUUCUCCUAGAUCACCAUGGAUGUACACAUGCGUACUACAGAAAGAAACUUAAAAAUAGAACGAUAUUCAUCCAGGUGGGAAAAAAAUAAACUAACAGUUCAGGCCAUGUUCUAUAGGGCACAAUCUGCAAAAGCGAACAAUGGACUCUAAGAAACUAUAAAUAAUGUAAUAUAUUAUUUUAUUUUAACGGCAUGUGUAGUUUUUUGUAAAUACAGGACUAUUAAAAAAACUACAGCUAUUAAUCUAACACUAAAUAUUUAUAACCGUAAAUAGAAUGGCUUCCAGCUGACACCCCUUGUCGCACUUGUUAGGCUGUGAGACAUUUGUUAGAUGGAGUAGAUUUUUUUAGUCACUUUUCACAAAAAAAGAGAAUAAGAGAAAAUAACUGUAUUUCAAACUGUAUAAAUCAAUACAGUACGUAUGUACAGAGUUAUAUAACGCAUAUAUACAUAUAUACACGCAAACAGAUGUAUAUAUGUAUAUGUAUUAAUAUAUAUACUCUCCUGUCCACUCCUUGCAUUCAAGUGAUACCGGAACCGCAGAGUGUAACUGUUCAUGCUCCUUUCUCCCUGCGGUUUGUUCAGAGAAAAACCCAAACUCUGGCCUGCCCAGGGCUUCUGAACACUGGGUACCAGCGUACAAUGCAUGGUGUUGUACUGGCUGCUUGCUGAGAAUUGUGGAGCCUGCCUUGGUGAGAGGAUUGCACUACCAGCAUACCCUUUUGUACAUGUUUGACGAUGUCUUGCCCCCAGUUUCCUAUAUUGUACAUACAAAGAUAAUGCAGACAGGGAAGGACUCACAUACACUCACACACACACACAGACACACACAAACCCCUCGACAGGCAACUGUGGUUAACCAGUGUGCCCCAGUAUGAGCCACAGCUCAUUUUGUGUGAAAAUAUUUUGCUCGUUUCAGCUCUAACCCUCUUCCAUGUUUCCCCUCAACACACUGCUGCGGUUUGGAGUUGAUUUUUAAAUUUGCUGUCACUUUCAAUAUGAUAUAUCUAAUGAUUUAAGGGUUAGUUGUCUAAACUUGUCUGUUUGUUUGUUGAUGGUGCAAUAUCUCCUAACGGCACGUGCCUUUUUAGCUUCCUAUUUAGUCUGUCAAUGAAAUCAGCAUCGAGGAUCUCGAAACCCAUGGGAGUGAAUUGUAACGGAGCACGAUAGAGCAAUGUAUUGAGUUCAAAAAUUAACUUGUAAGCUGAAAACACACCACUUAGAUUAGACUGUCUGGACUAACAUCUUUUAAAGUCAUGUAGUACAAGUGCUCUCUCUGUGUGUUCUGUUUACCGGCUUUUGGGCCAGUAAAGGGAACAGCUUGCCUUCUGUUUUUCUUUUUGUUCAUUUUCCAAAUGUUGGUUUAACAGUCGUAUAUGAAGCCAUUUUUUUUUGUAGCAUGACUGAGAUAAAUUUCUUUUCUUUUCUGAAAAUAGGCAAACUGAAAAAAUAAAAUCUUUUGACUGUCAUCAUCUCUUGCCACCAAUACAGUCAGAGAGAAGACGUGUGUUGCGCAACCAAAUGGGACGAAUAAAUCAGAGUCAGUGAAAGAAUAUCUUCAUUUGAGCACGAAUCUAUUUCCAAACAAUAAAGCAGCCUUCCAGUUACA